Messenger RNA from Psammomys obesus (fat sand rat), 2783 nucleotides. Its product is annotated as sodium-dependent glucose transporter 1B-like. NCBI's taxonomy places the organism in Eukaryota, Metazoa, Chordata, Mammalia, Rodentia, Muridae. The record is from RefSeq and is a predicted model, not a curated record.
GAGCUCGUCGGGUGGAGGCCGCGGAGCCGCCGCGCUGGAGUUGGAGCUGGAGUUCCGUGGGGCCGGAGGGCAGCAGCGGCUCCUCCCGGCCGCCCCGGGGUCGGAGAACGAGUUCGAAGCCGCGGCGUCCCGGCGGGGAAGCCGAGGCCAGACCGCGCUGCGCUGGUUCACCACCGCGGUGCUGUGUGCCGCCUUCCUGGGGCUGGGACUGAGUGUUGCCAUACUGGGACCCACCUUUCCAGACUUGGCAAGGAACGUGAACCAAAACAUCAGCAGCCUGUCUCUGAUUUUUGUGGGCUGCGCCUCAGGGUACUUAUGUGGCUCUAUGAUGGGAGGAGUUCUUUUUGGCUCUAUAAAUUAUUUUUUACUUUUAGGGGUGUCACUCUCUGCUACCACAGCUGGUCUUUAUCUUAUGCCAUUCUGCAGGACGGCAGCCUUACUGAUUGUCAUGAUGUCUGUCUUCGGUGUUUCGAUGGGCAUUCUGGAUACAGGUGGAAACGUCCUCAUCCUGGAUCUUUGGGGGGACAAAGGAGCCCCCCACAUGCAGGCCUUGCACUUCAGUUUCGCCUUGGGCGCUGUCCUGGCGCCCCUGCUGGCUAAACUGGCCUGGGGUACAGCAGCAUCUGCUCACACCGAGUCCGAUUUUGACCCUCUAAUGUUGAACCGACCCUCUGAGGCCUCCACAGGCUCACUGUUUGCGCCACCCGAUGACAUGACUCUCCUGUGGACAUAUGCUUCCAUCGGCACCUAUGUUUUAGUCGUUUCUGUCUUUCUCUUUGGUCUGUUUUGUAAGAAACACUCAAAGCAAGAAAAAGCCACAGCAUCUGCUCAGGUAGCUCGAAGGGGUAAAUAUCACAGGGCCCUGCUCUGUCUCCUCUUCCUCUUCUUCUUUUACGUGGGAACUGAGGUGACCUAUGGCUCUUAUGUAUUCUCCUUCGAGACCACCCACGUUGGCAUGGAAGAAAGCGAGGCAGCUGGCUUGAACUCCAUCUUCUGGGGCACCUUUGCAGCCUGCAGGGGCCUGGCCAUCUUCUUUGCAACAGUCUUACAGCCUGGAACCAUGAUCGUGCUGAGCAACAUUGGCAUGAGCCUGGCCUCAUCUUUCUUUCUGGUGCUUUUUGACAAGAACCGUCUUUGUCUCUGGAUUGCGACAUCUGUGUAUGGAGCCUCAAUGGCAGCCACGUUUCCCAGCGGCAUUUCCUGGGUUGAGCAGUACACCACCUUAACCAGGAAAUCUACAGCAUUCUUUGUCAUUGGUGCUGCCCUGGGAGAAAUGGCGAUUCCUGCAGCGAUCGGGAUUCUUCAGGGACACUACCCAGGUCUGCCGGUAGUCCUGUACAUGGGUCUGGGGUCAGCCAUCUGCACUGCUGUUUUGUUUCCUGUGAUGUAUAAAUUAGCCACCUUACCCCUGAAGCGCCAGCGCAAAGGAAGAAGAAAGAGCAAGGACCAGAAAGCUUUGCUUUCCAGCGCUGAGCUAAAUGACUAUGAAGAAGAAAAUGAGGAGGAAGAUGCUGAAAAAUGGAACAAAAUGGAUUUUGAGGUGGUUGGGAUGAGUGAUCCAGUGCAGGAGUCUGUGAGCGAGACACCUAGAGGUGUGGCGGGAUCCACCACCGAGGUCUCCCAUCAGUUCCUCUCAGAUCCUCUGGGUUUUGAGUCCUCCUCAGCUGGUAGCAGCAAGUCCCUUGUAAAUCACCAGAACAAAAGGGACUGACACCCAGAGAGGACUGAAUGGCUUUAUUGAGUAACCACCACUCCUGACACCGUUCAGAGCAGAGCUUUGGCAGUUGAAACUUGCGUUGUAACAUCUUCUGACAGCACACAAGCAAACAAUCUCAAAAGUCUCUUAUUUCUAAGCCUUUUCUAUUUUCUAUGUAAAAAAAAAAAUCUCUUAUAUUUAUGUUUUCUUUGCUCUCUGCUCUCAAAAAAGCCUCUUAAGACCAUUGUUUAAAUUCUCUUUAUUUUAGGAUUUGUAAGUUUAUUGGGUAUGGUUAAAAUAUGUAAAGUCUGUAACAAAACGUCAGCUUAAAAUUUUUUAAAAAAGGUGAUAGUUUAAAAAUCUACACAUAGGUAAUACUGUAUACCCAUACUUGUAUAUAACUUGGAUUCAACUCUUGUUUAGAAAACUAGAUCUGAUAUAGGAUACUGUAUAUGUAACUCAGAUUCAACUAUUGUUUAGAAAAACAGAUGGUUUUUUGUUUGUUUGUUUUUAGGAAGAACAAAACAAGGGUUGUGUGCCUGAUGGGCUCACCUUGGAGUAAUUAGCAACCAUGUAGCUGACAGCCAUCUUUACUAAGGUUAAAGAAAACAUCCUUGGGUGGACACUGCCAUGUAACUUCCCCAUCAUCUUGGUUAAGAAGACCACAUGCUAUAAACCAACCUAGCACCCAUAAACCUAUUAGUUCCACUGAGCCUUGCUUCUCACUGUAUCUCCUUUUAGAUUAAGGAGAAAAAGCAGAUCUCUAAGAUAUCUUAGAUUAGGAUGGAUUUUUGUCUUGAGAGAAAGAAAAUUAGAUAAAAUCAAUGUGCUUGAUUGAAGGCUUAGAUUUUUCACCUAACCUACUUCAUUUAGGGCUCUUAAACACUUCUACCUCCCUCUACCUGCUGACCAGAGGUAGGGGAGAAAGAAGGUUAUUAGGUAAAGGGGGUCAUAGGCCUUUAUAGAAGUAGUUCCUUGGGGUGAGUCUACUCUUCAUUGUCCAGAUACCAGCAGUCCAGUCCAAAGGCCAACACCAAGCAGCAACAGGAAUCAGCAUGAUUCAAAAGAUCAGGACAAGUCAGCAAAG